UACAAUUUGGAAGCACCUUUACAUUAGGUACACUUAAUUACAAUAGUACUGUACUUAAUACACCUACUUCGAGUAAACCCUUCAGAAGCAAACAACUUCCGUAUUCCACACUAUGUCGACCAAGCAAUCGGACAGUUUUACUCAAAAUCGAUUUUUCUGGACAAUCUUCGGAUUAUGGCCCGGGAAAAUACCUAACAAAUAUUACAAAUACUUCUCUUUUACCUAUCUACUCAUCACCUUAGUCGCUUACGAAGCCCUUUUGACAAUAAACCUCUUUUACACGCCGCUCAGAAUCGACUCACUUAUUCGAGAAAUAAUUUUCUUCUUCACGGAAAUCGCAAUUGCAUUCAAAGCGUGCAUGAUAAUUUUUAAGAGGGAAAAAAUUUCAGCCAUAUUUGAUAUGCUCGAUUGUGACGAAUUUAAAGGAAGCGAUGCCACUGGCAGAGAGAUUGUUAGAAAGUACCACCAUUAUUAUAAAACAUACUUGAACACUUUUACUCUUCUAUGCAAUUUCACAUAUUUCGCUCAAGUGCUUUUUCCUGUAUUCGGAUAUUGGAUUUUUGGAAACACUUUGGAACUGCCGAUAUGCAAGUAUUAUUUUCUUUCUGACGAAACUAGAAAUCAAUAUUUUACCUUGAUUUAUAUAUAUGAAUCAUAUGGUAUGUACAAUCAUAUGAUGUACAACGUGAAUAAUGAUACUUUGAUAGCUGGUUACAUGGCAUUAGCGAUAGCCCAAGUUAAGGUGCUUCAACAUGAUUUGGAAAAUUUGCAAGUAGAUAAGUCUGACGAUGGCAGCGAAAAAAUGCGGGACCUAAAACAGCAGCAGAAGUUGCGUAAAAUUCUUCAUCACUACGGAUUGCUUAUAGAGUACGUUGAGCAGUUUCAGGACGUGAUCGGCGGGGCUAUGUUCGUUCAGUUCGGAAUCGGCUCCGCCAUAAUCUGCGCCUCGAUGUUAACAUUGCUUCUGCCUGCAACAGUGGAGUCCUACAUGUUCACGGUGGCUUACUUCAUGGCCCUCAACCUGGAAGUAUUCACCCCGGCUUGGCUUGGCACUCAGCUUACAUACGAGAGUCACGAUUUAAUGACAGCAGCGUAUAGCGGCGAAUGGUUGCCGCGCUCGGAGCGCUACAAGAGAUCUAUCAAGCUCUUCGUGGAGCGGGCGAAACAACCCAUCAUAAUUACUGGGCUUAAGUUGUUCCCGCUGUCACUGCCCACAUACAUAUCGAUAAUGAAAACUGCUUAUUCCUGCUUCGCAUUGAUUCGAAUUUUCCACAACCGAGAAGAGUAAGCGACAAGAACCUAAACAGAGCGUAGCUAGGCGAGGGGGAAGGGGGCCCACGCCCACGGAUUCGCACUUAAAGGGGCCUCGCGGACUCAAACCCUUUUUUCUUGGGAAUAUACAUCGAAAGAAAAGGCCCUCGCAGAUGCGACUUCGUCCACGG
Molecule: messenger RNA, 1442 nt
Organism: Cydia splendana
Lineage: Eukaryota; Metazoa; Arthropoda; Insecta; Lepidoptera; Tortricidae
Product: odorant receptor 7a-like
Exons: 5
Coding region: 113-1288 (391 amino acids)
Biological process (GO): detection of chemical stimulus involved in sensory perception of smell; sensory perception of smell
Cellular component (GO): plasma membrane
Molecular function (GO): olfactory receptor activity; odorant binding
Source: RefSeq, a predicted model, not a curated record